AAGCGCAGUGAGGACCAUGUUGCUUCCGAACAUCCUGCUCACCAGUACACCAGGGGUUGGAAAAACCACGCUAGGCAAAGAACUUACAUCAAGAUCAGGACUGAAAUACAUUAAUGUGGGUGAUUUAGCUCGAGAAGGGCAGUUAUAUGAUAGCUAUGAUGAAGAGUAUGAAUGCCCCAUUUUAGAUGAAGACAGAGUAGUUGAUGAAUUAGAAAACCAAAUGAGUGAAGGUGGAGUCAUUGUUGAUUACCAUGAUUGUGAUUUCUUUCCUGAACGCUGGUUUCAUAUAGUUUUUGUGCUGCAAGCAGAUAACAGUGUACUGUACAAAAGACUUGAAACAAGGGGUUAUAAUGAAAAGAAACUAAAAGACAAUAUUCAGUGUGAAAUUUUUCAAGUUCUUUAUGAAGAAGCAUUAGCAUCCUACAAGGAAGAAAUAGUACAUCAACUGCCCAGCAAUAAACCAGAAAAUCUAGAGGAUAAUAUCAAUCAGAUAUUGAAGUGGAUUGAGCAGUGGAUCAAGGAUCAUAGCUCCUGACUUACAAGACUGGCCACUUUACAACCACUCUUGUUAUAUCCCUGCCAUAAUGAAUAAAUUUUCCAGUUAUCAGUAAAAAACUUUCUUAUUAUGAUUGUGCUGCAGGACUAGUAGAUGGAUAAUCUAAAGGUUUAUGUUUGGGCUUUUUUUCCUCCAUGAGAAAGCAAAACAUUCUCAAGUAUAGUAUAUAUAAUAUCAUUAAGGAUUUAGAGUAAAAACUGUCAUCUUAAAUGCUUCAACUGCUGAAGAAUAAAUAAAUCUGACCAAAUGGGUGGCUAUCUUCUAAGCUGGUUACAAAAGAAAAUGAAGAUGAUCCCUUAAAAUAAAACUUAAGACUAAGG
This is a messenger RNA of Odobenus rosmarus divergens (Pacific walrus), 876 nucleotides long. RefSeq names its product adenylate kinase isoenzyme 6-like. Gene Ontology annotation, molecular function: AMP kinase activity; ATP hydrolysis activity; ATP binding. Gene Ontology annotation, cellular component: cytoplasm; nucleus. Lineage: Eukaryota; Metazoa; Chordata; Mammalia; Carnivora; Odobenidae. The transcript has a single exon. Bases 17 to 535 code for a protein of 172 amino acids. The record is from RefSeq and is a predicted model, not a curated record.